AUGCCCCUGAAAGAGGUGAUUGAUCUCACCUCUGAUCACGAGGAUAGCAGUUCCCAAGGUGCACUGCAGCGCGACUGGCCUUCCGAUGAGGACAUAUCCUUCUCACUUUUCUCUCACUUUUCUCUCACCUUCAUUUAUACGGACAUGGAACCCAACCGUGACAAGAAAGUCGAGGAUCUUGCAGACGAGAAAGCCCUCCGCAUCGGACUCAUUCUCCUGUAUAACAAGAUCACGGGAAUGAGCGAGCUACACUUCAAGCGAUCUGUGCACAUUGAGUACUCGCAGGUCCCUAGCAUCCUUGAUCUGUUGUGA
Messenger RNA from Penicillium mononematosum, 312 nucleotides. RefSeq lists its product as uncharacterized. The record is from RefSeq and is a predicted model, not a curated record. The transcript has 3 exons. The coding region runs from base 1 to 312 and encodes 103 amino acids. NCBI's taxonomy places the organism in Eukaryota, Fungi, Ascomycota, Eurotiomycetes, Eurotiales, Aspergillaceae.